AUGAGAGUUGACCACAACGAGUGUGAUGAUGAGAUCCAACACAUUCCUAUACCCAUUGCCUUCACUCGAGGAAGGCCAUCGAUCUGGCGCUGGUGGUUCAGUCGCUCCAUCAGUCCCUCUAGGACGUACAGGGUCGACAAGCCGCGCACGCCACCGCCGUCAAGCGACAGCAGGGAGAGGCCAGUGGUGUCGAGCGGGUUGGGCUCGCCGCCGUGCCGGGUCGCGACGCUCUGGGCCAUGGCGGUGUUUCACGGCGAAAUGUGCUUGUUGGUAGUGAAGCGUUCCAGAUCAGGUCAACGGCGGAUGCAUAGCGAGCGUCCGUGGUGGGCGAGAGGCCUUUCUGUAGGUUGGGAACAAGGCUGGUGGCUGAGCUGUGGGCUGAGAGCUGGAGCUGUGAGAUGUGCGCCGUGCAGCAGGUGGCGCAGAUGGCGCCCCGCCAGUGGUGCUGCGACGCGCCGAGGCUGA
Molecule: messenger RNA, 465 nt
Organism: Bipolaris zeicola 26-R-13
Lineage: Eukaryota; Fungi; Ascomycota; Dothideomycetes; Pleosporales; Pleosporaceae
Exons: 1
Coding region: 1-465 (154 amino acids)
Source: RefSeq, a predicted model, not a curated record